CUUCUCCGCUCGUCAGCAAGUGAAGGGGAAAAUGGCGUCGUCCGUCGCCGCCGCCGCCGCACCGACCGCCGGGGGGCCGCCGGGGAAGCGGCAGGCCUCCGGCGGGCGGGAGGGAGACCAGCUCAUCAUCACUCCGCUGGGCGCCGGCAACGAGGUCGGCCGCUCCUGCGUCUACAUGUCAUUCAAGGGCCGCACCGUCCUCUUCGAUUGCGGCAUCCACCCGGCUUACUCCGGCAUGGCGGCGCUCCCCUACUUCGAUGAGAUCGAUCCCUCCACCAUUGAUGUCCUCCUAAUCACCCACUUUCACUUGGACCAUGCUGCCUCUCUUCCCUACUUCUUGGAGAAGACGACAUUCAAGGGGCGCGUGUUCAUGACCCAUGCCACAAAGGCCAUCUACAGGCUGCUCCUUUCCGAUUAUGUCAAAGUCAGCAAAGUUUCUGUGGAGGAUAUGCUGUUUGACGAGCAAGACAUUCUUCGUUCCAUGGAUAAAAUUGAGGUCAUAGACUUCCACCAGACAUUGGAAGUUAAUGGCAUACGCUUCUGGUGCUAUACUGCUGGCCAUGUACUUGGCGCUGCAAUGUUCAUGGUGGACAUUGCUGGGGUUCGCGUUCUUUACACUGGUGACUACUCCCGUGAGGAAGAUCGCCACCUGAAAGCUGCUGAACUUCCCCAGUUCUCCCCUGAUAUUUGCAUUAUCGAGUCAACUUAUGGCGUGCAGCAGCACCAACCCCGCCAUGUACGAGAGAAGCGCUUCACUGAUGUAAUACACACGACCGUCUCGCAGGGUGGUCGCGUUCUUAUCCCAGCCUUUGCUCUUGGAAGAGCUCAAGAGCUGCUACUUAUCCUGGAUGAGUAUUGGGCCAACCACCCAGAGCUCCAUAAGAUUCCAAUCUAUUAUGCCUCCCCUCUUGCCAAGAAAUGCAUGGCUGUCUACCAGACAUACAUCAACUCCAUGAAUGAAAGGAUUAGGAACCAGUUUGCACAAUCUAAUCCCUUCCAUUUCAAGCAUAUUGAGUCUUUGAAUAGCAUAGAUAACUUUCAUGAUGUGGGUCCAUCAGUGGUUAUGGCAAGCCCAGGUGGUCUCCAGAGUGGCCUCUCCAGGCAGCUCUUUGACAAAUGGUGCACAGAUAAGAAGAAUUCAUGUGUUAUUCCAGGUUAUGUUGUGGAAGGCACCCUUGCAAAGACCAUUAUUAACGAGCCAAGAGAAGUGACACUGGCGAAUGGGCUCACUGCUCCUCUUCAUAUGCAGGUCCACUAUAUUUCCUUUUCUGCUCAUGCUGAUUUCCCUCAGACAAGCACCUUCUUGGAUGAGCUCCAGCCACCCAACAUUGUUCUUGUACACGGGGAAGCAAAUGAGAUGUCAAGACUUAAGCAGAAGCUUAUUUCUCAGUUUGAUGGGACAAAUAUAAAAGUUGUUAACCCCAAGAAUUGCCAAUCAGUGGAGAUGUAUUUCAGUUCUGAGAAAAUGGCCAAGACAAUUGGCAGGUUGGCUGAAAAGGUACCGGAAGCUGGAGAAUCAGUUAAUGGCUUGCUUGUAAAGAAGGGAUUCACAUAUCAAAUUAUGGCUCCUGAGGAUCUCCGUGUGUACACGCAGCUAUCUACAGCUAACAUUACCCAAAGGAUUGCCGUCCCAUAUUCUGGUUCUUUUGAAGUCAUAAAGUACAGACUGAAGCAAAUAUAUGAGAGCGUGGAGUCAUCAACAGAGGAGUCUGAUGUUCCAACAUUGAUUGUGCAUGAGAGAGUGACCAUUCGCCUGGAAUCAGAAAGCUAUGUUACAUUGCAGUGGUCGUCUGAUCCUAUCAGUGAUAUGGUGUCUGAUUCUGUGGUCGCCAUGGUCUUGAACAUAGGCCGUGAAGGUCCCAAAGUUGUCCCAGUUGAAGAAGCAGUGAAGACACAGGAAGAGACGGAAAGGGUGGCCCAGAAGGUAGUUUAUGCUCUUAUGGUGUCACUUUUUGGUGAUGUCAAAGUUGCAGAGGAAGGGAAACUUGUUAUAUCUGUGGAUGGACAAGUAGCACACUUGGAUGGGAGGAGUGGUGGUGUUGAAUGUGAAAAUGCUACACUGAGAGAAAGGAUCAAGACUGCAUUCCGUCGUAUACAGGGUGCUGUGAGACCAAUCCCGCUUAUAUCUUCUUGAGCUGAAGGCGUUAAAGUUACGCUUAAACGUGUCCAAUGUUUCCUAGAUGAACUUAGUAGCAUUACCUGUCUGCACAUGAUGAGCAGGCAUUUUCAUCCUGCUUCAAAUGCCUGUCUAAUACAGCAUGAUGUGUUGUAGAUCACUGCUCUGGGCCAUCUUAGUGCCGUUGAAAUAAACUCCAGCUGUAACAUUUUGAUUUUGUAGCCAUUUCUAACUGUUACUCAUUUCCUGUGAAAUUGUUCUUAGCUUCUCUGUUCUUUUCCAGAUA
Oryza sativa Japonica Group (Japanese rice) is the source of this 2402-nucleotide messenger RNA. Its product is annotated as cleavage and polyadenylation specificity factor subunit 3-I. Gene Ontology annotation, molecular function: RNA endonuclease activity; 5'-3' RNA exonuclease activity; RNA binding. NCBI's taxonomy places the organism in Eukaryota, Viridiplantae, Streptophyta, Magnoliopsida, Poales, Poaceae. The record is from RefSeq and is a predicted model, not a curated record. Gene Ontology annotation, biological process: mRNA 3'-end processing by stem-loop binding and cleavage. Gene Ontology annotation, cellular component: mRNA cleavage and polyadenylation specificity factor complex.